UUUAAGAACAUUCGGAAUUUAAUUCGAAAAGAUGAUGUAUUAGAAAUUUACACAAAACAGAAAGAAAUUAAUUUAUAUGUUUAAUUUGAAAGAGAAAUUUACUAAAAGAAAGCAAUGAAGAAAAUUUUCCUAACAUUAUUUACGUGUUCAUUGAUAAUGGAGCCAGGAAUUACAAGGAUAGUAAAAAGAAGUUAUUCAGAUCAAAGUGUUAAAGGAUAUUUAACUGAGAGAACUUGUUGGUGGAAUGAAGUAUGCAAAGAAGAAUUUCAAAAUAUGUUCAAAUGUAAAUGUCCACAAUGGUAUUUUUGCAGAUCACCGGGACGGUACUACAACGCUUAUUGUUCAAUGACUAAUACUGGAUACAUUUGGACUCAACCUCCUGCAUGGGAUUGGAAUUCCUGAGAAGAGGCAUCGUAUAGUGUUCAUUUUACAUAAAUUAAAUAUAUAAUUUUAAAUUACUAACAAAAAAUUACAUGAAUAAAGUAUUCCUCUAACUUUUUGUUCCAAUACUGUGAGUCAUUAUAUUAAUAUUUAUGCAAAAUUAUGUAAUACAAAAACAAACCUAAAUAAUAUGAGUUUUACAUAAUAUGAAAAUUUAAAGGCACAUCAAAAUGAAAAAAUUAUUAAAAUUUAAAUUACGAAUUAUUGAAAAUUAUAAAACAAACCAAAACAAAAUACUAUUUAUACUAUAUAAGCGUACAUACUUUUAAACGUUCAAAUUAUUAGUGCAUAUUGCAUUUUUAUUAUAUAUAUUAAUUAAUUUUUACAUACUCUUAUUAAAAAAGAUAUUUAUAUAAAUAAUGUAUGUAUUUUUCAUUUGAUUAUAAU
Messenger RNA from Condylostylus longicornis, 828 nucleotides. RefSeq lists its product as uncharacterized. The record is from RefSeq and is a predicted model, not a curated record. The transcript has 5 exons. The coding region runs from base 115 to 402 and encodes 95 amino acids. Lineage: Eukaryota; Metazoa; Arthropoda; Insecta; Diptera; Dolichopodidae.